Messenger RNA from Argiope bruennichi, 1858 nucleotides. It is a transcript of the gene por, whose product is annotated as protein-serine O-palmitoleoyltransferase porcupine-like. Gene Ontology annotation, cellular component: membrane; endoplasmic reticulum. The coding region runs from base 205 to 1560 and encodes 451 amino acids. The transcript is spliced from 14 exons. Gene Ontology annotation, biological process: lipid modification; Wnt protein secretion; protein palmitoylation. The record is from RefSeq and is a predicted model, not a curated record. Lineage: Eukaryota; Metazoa; Arthropoda; Arachnida; Araneae; Araneidae. Gene Ontology annotation, molecular function: Wnt-protein binding; palmitoleoyltransferase activity.
GGAGAAGCACGGCGAUAAGUAGAAGUGGUUUUUCUCCCGUUAUCUGCUUUUCAAAAACACCGACCCUUGCUCGAAUCGGACACGAAAAAACCGCAAAAUUGGUGGCAGAGCUCAAGUUGUUCCAAGAGAUUGCUCCUAAACAACAUAUUGAGGAGGAAAAAGAUCGAAUGUGAAAUGGACUAAAGAGGCUUCACGGAAUGUGGUAUGGAUUAUGAUUAUGAUGACUAUGCAUAUGAGGAUUUUUACGAUGAUUAUGGAGAUAUUUUUCCAAAUCCCACGGAUUAUACAUUGCAAGAUUUGUGGACCGAUUGCUUAGUACCAACAUUAUAUGAUGGUUUCCAGUCUUGUGCAAAAUUAUUGUGCUGCUCUUUGCUUUUAAAGUUUUCCCUUUCAUUAACCUUUUUACCUGAACAUGUCUUCCACCUUUCUUCAAGUUCUCUUGGUUUAUACUGCUUGUACAGUUUCUUUGGUAAUGAAAUAUUUUACAUCAUUGUGUUUGCCAUUGUGGGAUAUUGCAUUUUAUUGCUAGCAAAUAAUAUUUUGAAGCAGUACCAAGGAGUUGUAUGUGCACUUUUUUGUUUCAUAUUUCUGAUAAUUUGUGAAUUAUUUUUUGCUGACAAGAAGAUGUGGCAUCGUAUAAGAGGAUGCCAGAUGUUACUUUCUAUGAAGAUUAUAUCCUUAGGUUUUGAUACAGGAUAUACUGAUAAACAAAUGCCAUCUCUUUUACCUUGUUUUGGGUACUUAUUUCAUGUUGGAACUGUGAUAUUUGGGCCAUGGAUUAGUUAUUCUUCAUAUGUUGCAAGUAAAUUGGACAUCAAAAUUACUCUCUCUUGGCUGUCAACAAUUGUUCGCUGCAUAUUUUUGAGUUUCAUAUUUUUGACUGUGUCAACUUGUUGGACAUCAUUUUUGUUAUAUUCUACAGGAUGGAAAUGGAUAGAUGCAUAUCGAGAUGCACUAUCAUUUCGAUCCAGCCACUACUUUGUGAGUUAUAUAUCAGAAGUAACAGCAACUUUGUCAGGUGUGCGAUCAUCAGCUGUCAGCUCUGCUUUUGAGAUAGAAUUACCUAGAUCUCUUGUGGAAGUUGUUGUGUGGUGGAAUGUGCCAAUGCAUUUUUGGUUGAAAACAUAUGUUUUCAAAACUGCCAAACCAUUAGGAGAUUUUGCUGCAAUAUUGUUAACUUAUGCAGCUAGUUCUUUGUUACAUGGUCUUAAUUUCCAGUUAGCAGCUGUACUUCUAUCAUUGGGAUUUUAUACUUAUAUAGAGCAUGUACUCAGAAAAAAGCUUUCUGGUAUUUUCAAUGCAUGCAUUUUAGCCAGAAAAUGUAAACCUGACUGUGAACAUCUGUUUAAAUCGAAUGCUGUAUAUGUUAGAAUAGCAAAUAUUGGAUUUGGUCUUCUUGCAAUGUUUCACCUGGCUUAUUUAGGGGUUAUGUUUGAUAGCUCAUCCUCUAUUGAAGAAGAGGGCUACAAUAUGCAGCAUACAUUACAGAAAUGGGCUGAGUUGGAUUUUAGUAGCCAUUGGGUGGCAUUAUUUUGUUAUAUUUUUUACUAUCUUGUUUGACAAAGAGUUAAUUUAGUUGGAUUCCUACGAACUAGGGUUUCCCUUUCAUUCUCUUUAAGGGUGCUUUGUAAUUUAUUUCCUUUUUAAAGCUAUUCUAGCUUACUUGUUUUAUAUUUUUGGGAUCAAGUUUGUUUAUACAGUUAUAUACUUUUGUUAUAUUUUCUUUAUUUGUUGUUCAUUUAAUCUCUUUUAAUCUUUUUUGUGUAUUAGUAUUAAUGAUAGAGUUCUUCAUUUUUUGUUACAAGCUUUAUACUUCUUAUGAAAUAAUGUAACUUUAAGUAAUUUUGAUAAAAUUUUU